Molecule: messenger RNA, 645 nt
Organism: Fraxinus pennsylvanica
Lineage: Eukaryota; Viridiplantae; Streptophyta; Magnoliopsida; Lamiales; Oleaceae
Source: the annotation of a GenBank genome assembly
AUGUUAUGCAGAAGAAGUUCAAUUCAGAGUAGCCAUGGAUCUGUACCAGUGUACCUUAAUGUCUAUGAUCUAACCUCCAUUAAUGGCUAUGCUUAUUGGCUUGGUCUUGGGGCCUAUCAUUCUGGGGUUCAAGUUCAUGGGGUAGAAUAUGCAUUUGGAGGCCAUGAGUAUUCAACAACAGGAAUUUUCGAAGUAGAACCGAAACAAUGUGAUGAAUUUACAUUCAGGAAGUCAAUUUUGAUGGGAUGGACAGAUGUGAGUCCUGGGGAAAUCAGGAGAAUUAUGGAGGAACUUGCAAAAAAAUAUAGAGGAAAUGCUUAUAAUCUCAUUACCAAGAAUUGCAACCAUUUCUGCAAUGAUGUUUGCAUUAAACUCACUGGAAAUCCCAUCCCGAGUUGGAUUAAUCGACUCGCUAGGUUUGGUUUGUUGUGCAACUGCAUAAUUCCAGAGAAUUUAAAUUCCACAAACGUUGGCCAACACAAAAUUGAAGACAAGGGAUGUGAAGAAGAGAAGAAGAAACUGAGAAGCCGCUCGAACAUAUUCCCUUCCUCGUCUAACUCAUCUUCAUCUUCGUCGUGUUCUCCGCCACUUGCCACAACCAGAGGAAGUCGAAGCAUAAAUUCUUUGCCUCCAUCUUCGCCUUAG